AACAAACUCAUGACUCACUUCGUCUAUUGGAAUUACUACACAGGUUAGUCAUUUUUGUCAAGUGGUUUAAGGAACAUAUCGGAAUUCUCCUUAAAAAAGAUGGCUCGACCGCCUUGGAGCAACGACUUCUUUGGGUUUUUUCGGGGCCUAUCACGGAUUGGGUCAGCUGCUGCGGAAAUCCGAACAGAGGAAGUAAGCAAGGCAUGGGCCACUUCAUCGCUUCGACCAGUGGUCGCAAAAGGGGCUAGUAGUCUUCAAGAAGCUAUCACAAAAGCCAUACAAGAUCCCCAAAUGUUCCAGGCAAAUGUAUCAAAAACCACAACAGAGACUUUGUCCCGUAUAUCUCUUGUUGCAGAAGGUAUCAAAGCAUACAGAACACAGACACCACCGAUUUCAAAAACAAAUUUCUCUGAAGGUGCGCAAGAAGUUUAUGAUCCAUUAUAUGAUCCCAAUAUCCAAGAACUAAGCAUAGAAGAUAUAAUGUUGCAUGAAGCCAUGAGUGGUCAUGAAGACCACCGAGUUUCACCUGGUGGUGAACCAGGUGUUGAAAUUCUUGCUGGGAUUGGGGAGAUUACUGAUGCAACUGCUACUAACAUUGAACAGGUGAAAAGCACUGUAUCCACAAGACUUGAUGGCUUUGAGCCCCUUCUCGAUGCUUCACAGUACAAAAAUAGUGAAAUUACAGAAGAACAUGUACAGGCACUGCAAAAUAAGAUUCAAGAAAUGGAAGGGGCUGCUUUUGGAUACAAUAAUGUGGGAUCAUUCAAGGAUGUAGGUAGUACAGAACUCGUUGAUGAAAUAAUGGAUGAUUCUAUAGGAAAAGUUGACUCUGUUGAAAUGGCAUCAAGUAAUGUAUUAACUCCAGAAGUUGUAGAUGAAGGAUCUAAUAUUCAAGAGUUGAGUAUUGAAGAUGUUAUGAUGCAGGAAGCAAUGAGCUGUCAUGAAAAUCUUGCAGUACCAACAAAUAAUGUGACAGAGUCAAGACAUUUAGGCGCAGAGAUUGAAAACGAGGCAAAUAAGAGAACUGAGCAGUUUGAUCGACUUAUUGAAGGUUUACAAUUCGAAACACGGGAAAUCACACCAGAGCAUCUUCAAGCAGUUAGUGAAAAAUUAGUUGAAAUACAAAAUAUUUCCUUUGGCCAUGAUUUGAGAAUAUUUAGCGAGGCCGAAAGAGAACCAGCUCUUGGAGAAUCAGCCAAUACCCAAGGAGAAACUGAACUGUCACCAUCAAGUACAAAUGUAGAAGCUGUUCACAAAGGUACAGAGGAAGUCAUUACAAAUGCUAUUAGUGAAAAAGAAAGAAUUCAAGAGUUAAGUAUCGAAGAUGUUGUGAUGCAAGAAGCAUUGAGCAGUCAUGAUAAUCUUACAGUACCAACAAAUAGUGUAACAGAAUUAAAACAUUUAGACGCUGAGGUUGAAGGUGAGGAUAAUAAGAGAAUUGAGCAGUUUGAUAAGCUAAUUGAAAGUUUACAGUUUGAAGAAAGGGAAAUCACACCAGAGCAUCUGCAAGCAGUUAAUGAAAAAUUAGCUGAAAUACAAAAUAUUUCCUUUGGCCAUGAUUUGAGAAUAUUUAGUGAGGCUGAAAAAAACCCAAAUCCUGUAGAAUCAUCAUCAAGCACAAUUGUAGAAAAUGUUCAGAAAGGUUCAGAGGAAAACAUCAUGAAUACAAUGAGUGAAAAAGAAAAUGUAGCUUUAGAGUUAGAUAAUGCCAUUAAGCAGUUUGCCAAAUCUGUUGAUAAUAGCAUGUCAGAAAAAACUGUCCAGGACUUUGAUGUUGAGGUCCAGAUAGAAAGACCUAUGCAGGUUGAAUUUGUUGAUUCUAAAGUAGAACCACCAAACUCACACACUGAUUUCCCCGGCCCAAAAACUCCAUUAAAUUUUGUUGAAGCGUCACCUCUUUUUUCUGGGGCAGGGCUAGCAGCGGUUGGUGCUUCUGGUGCAGCAACAGUAGCAGCAGCAGCAGCAAGUAUCUCUGGAGUAGGUGCUGCAGCUGCAGUUGCAGGUGGUGUUAUUGCUUCAGCCAAGUACUUAGAAAAAGAAUCUACUUCGCAAGCAGAUGAGUUGAAAGGAGAUGAAGCUUGUGAUCUUGAUACCUCAAAAUCUGUUUCACGUACCACAUCACCCGAAGAGGCACCAGUUUCUGUGGGCACAAAAACAGCAGCAGAAAGUCCUGAUCAUGUUUCAGUAACAGGAUCAGAGCAUAAAUUAGUUUCAGCACAAAUGCCAGAGUCUCCUUUGGAAAGCAUAUCUGCGAAAGAAACACUUGAAAAUACAUUGUCAUCAGCUUUCAGAUGCUCUAAUAUAAAGCCAGUGGUUUCUGACAGUCCAGAAAUUGUGUUGUCUGAGACUGUAAAACCUGAUAGUGCUAAAGUCACUGAGCCUGAUACUUCACAUAGUCAGGCAUCUGCAGAAGUUUGUGAUUCUGUACCAGCUGCUGAGUCGGUACAUGAUUUAGCUUCAGUGAAAAUGCCAGAAUCACAAAUAAAAAGUAUAGCUGAUGUAGAAAAACCUGAAAAUAAUUUAUCACAGGUAGAUACGGUCAUUGCCUCAGAUUCACAAGCAGUUUCAGGUGCCAUUAUUGAAGAAGCAGUGGUUGUCAAAAGUCCUGAAAUUGGUUUGUCUGAUACUUCACCUGUACAGGCAUUAGACACUGCAUCUGUUACUGAAACAGCAUCAGAACAAAUUUCUUCACCUGUUGAUGCUGUUGUUACAUCUACAUUAUCAGAUUCCAUUACCCAAACAGUAGGGGACCUUGAAAUGAAGGUUAGCACAGAGAAAGUUAAAUCUGAGUCAAAGGAAUCAGAUUGUGUAGCUUCUGAUACUGAGGCAAAAUUUGAUGCGGCAAACACUGCUUCAGCAAACCUUGCAUCAGUUGCUACUGCAGAUACAGAAAAAACAAAAUUAGACCAUGAAAUAAAUACCCUAGGUAAAAAAGAAAAGCUAGAACCUGGUGCUGCAGAGGUUGCAAGUGCCUCUGUGGCUGCUGCUGCCAGUGCAGCUGCAGCAGUAGGUGUUUCGGCCAGUUCCCCCAUACCUCCUGCUAGUACCUCUACUACUACUACUACUACUGCAACAGAUUCUAUAACCCCUCCAUCUACCAAGCCAUCCUCUAAAUCAACACCUGCUGAGCCUGAGAAAAAGUCAGCUCCUGCUGCUAAACCAAAGCCAAAGCUUCUUGGAAGGAAGCCACUAGCAAAGGACAAGCCAAAAUCAACUUUGGCUGAAAAUGCACAAGCACGCAAAGUACCUCACUCCCGCUUUGGACGGAUGUUAACUUUUGGGAGUUUAGCAGCAGGACUUGGAGCUGGAACAAUUGCUGAAAUGACACGUAGGACAUUGGGAGUGAAUCAGGGCAAAGGCUCUGGAUCCCUUCUAGAUGCAUCGCCAUUUUUGACUGAAGCAAAUGCCAAGAGAAUAGUGGACACUCUGUGCAAAGUGAGAGGAGCUGCUUUGAAACUUGGUCAAAUGUUGAGUAUCCAAGACAGUGCAUUAAUCAAUCCUCAAGUACAAAAGAUUUUUGAACGAGUGCGACAGUCUGCUGACUUUAUGCCCGCUUGGCAACUGGAGAAAGCCAUUCGUGAGGAGCUGGGAGAUGAAUGGAAAUCAAAAGUUGCAUACUUUGAUGACAAGCCUUUUGCUGCAGCAUCAAUUGGCCAGGUACAUUUGGUCAAGCUUCAUGAUGGUCGGUCAGCUGCCAUGAAAAUUCAAUAUCCAGGAGUUGCAGCUGGGAUUGAAAGUGAUAUAAACAACCUUAUUUCAACUCUGAAAGUUGCAAAUAUUAUUCCUGAAGGGUUGUAUGUGGAUUCAGUGAUUGAGGUCGCUAAAAGAGAAUUGGGUUGGGAGUGUGACUAUAAAAGAGAGGCAUCAUGCACUGAGGAGUACAGACAGCUAAUCAAGCCAUAUCCAGAGUUUUAUGUUCCAGAAAUUGUUCCUGAACUUUGCACGGCACAGAUAUUCACAUCAGAAUUGAUUGAAGGUGUUCCUGUUGACAAGUGUAUAGACAUGGACCAAGACACAAGAAAUUACAUUGGUGAGAAAAUAAUUCGGCUGUGUCUCUUGGAACUCUUUAGGUUUGGUUUCAUGCAAACUGAUCCAAACUGGUCCAACUUUUUCUACAACGCUGAUACUGAACAGCUUGCACUGUUGGACUUUGGAGCUUGUCGCUCAUAUGACAAAAGUUUUGUCGAUAAAUACAUACACAUCAUCCAUGGAGCUGCUUCUAAAGACAGAGGGAAGAUUUUGCAGUAUUCACAGGAACUUGGUUUCCUCACUGGACAUGAAGCUAAGGUCAUGAUGGAUGCGCAUAUAGAUGCAAUUAUGAUAUUAGGAGAAGCUUUCCAGAAUGAUGAGCCAUUCCCCUUUGGAUCCCAAGACACCACACAUAGGAUCCAGCAUCUUGUGCCUGUGAUGCUGUCUCAUCGCAUGUGUGCGCCUCCAGAGGAGUCAUAUUCUCUGCAUAGGAAAAUGUCGGGAGUUUUUCUCCUUUGCGCAAAACUGAAUGCUGUUGUUAACUGUAAGCCUUUGUUUGAAGAAGUAUUUGAAGAAUAUAAGUUUGGAGGAACUUGGAAAGAAUUUCAUAAAACGUUAGGUAUUUAAAAUACUAUCAGAGGUUUUAUGGAAAGAAUUUCACAAAACUUUAAGCAUAGAAUGGUAUUAGGGAUUUCACUAAUGACUUGUUUUGUUGACAGUGACUGUAGAUUUUCUAUCUUAAAAUUUUUUUUAAUGUUGUUUUAGAAUUGUGGAACUCAAGGUCAUGGCUCAGUGUUGUUUGUUUGCUAUGUUAUCAAAACUCUUUAAGAAAUGUAUCUCACAACAUAUGCUGCAAUUUUUGUGUAUGAUGCAAACUAGACUUUAAGCUAAUGGAACAUCAUGAUGAUUAGAUGGAAAGAUAUAUCUGUCAAAGAAGUGUACUUAUGAAGUUUACUACUUCAUGACUUUGGCUUAAAGUAAUUUUCAGUUUUAUGUUGAUUUUGUAUAAGAUGUCUUACAAAUUGUAGACCUACCUACAAGAAUUUGCUUAAAUUGUUGGCAACUACAUAUUUGUUAGCCAGAAGGUGAAACCCUCAGUGAAAUGUGGUAGCAAUGAUUCCAUUUUUGUUAUUUGUGUGGUUGAAAAGCUGCAACAUAGCCAUGAAAGAAUGAGUAGAAAAUCUUGUCUUCAAAAGAUUUUGCUAUCUACCAAAGUUAUUUUAAAAUGUGUGUGUACUGUUGAUGAACUAGAGCAGUCUAGUCCAUUAAAAUUUUUUAAUGUUUUGUCAUACAUUUCCUACAUUUAUGACUGCAUAGUUGGGGCAUGGUUGCAAAGACUGUGCGAAUGACAGCUUCGCUUGAAUUUCACUUAAUUGGCAGGCAUCCUAAUCCAUAGUUAGUGCAUGAUUCAAAUUGGUAAGCAGGAACGAAAAUGAGAUUGGUUUGAAUUUCAGUGUCAGUGGGCAUUGCAGGUAAGAGUCGUUGCCACUCAAAUGCUGUAAAAAGUAGUGUAUGAUACUUAUCUUCAUUUCUUUUUUUUUCAUGCAGUACUUUUAAAAUAUAUUUUAGACAAUGUGAAUAUCGUGUUCAGUUCCGACUAGUGUUAAAAAAUUUAAGAGCAUUAAGAAUGUGUACAAAGUUCAGAAGGUUAGGGUAAUGCGAUCAUGCCAUAUAUUUGAGGGAUUCUUUUUACACUUAUGGAAUAAUGAAAUCAGUUUUGCUUUAAUUGUUACUAACCAAACUUAAGAUAAAAAAUUCAUAUUCCUAACGUAGACACUAGUGUAGACAUACAGAAUAUAGUUAUUUUGACUGCAUUAUUUUCACACGAAAAGGCUUUUAAAAGCAAUUAUGGUUCAUAUAAUAAUUCCACGUAAUCUGCCUUAACCUUUCAGGCACAAAAAGUAACUUUUCAAAUAACACUUGUUCAUCAAAUCCAUAUACGUACUAUUACUGUAAUCAGCAGGUUUAGUGACCACAAUAAGGGCUAAUUGUCAGUAAAGAGGUUGAAAGGAAACAAAAUUUUUUAUAAGACAAGAACCAAUAUUCAUUUACUGCUGCCUGCCCUUAAAAAAAUGAGAUAAUACAUCUUGUCAGCUCCCAGAAGUCUUCCCUUUCAUGUGAUAUAUUUUUACAAAUUCUCCCCCAUAAUUUUUUUAUAUAACAAGUCCCCAUUUUACUUUUGUGAUAAACUUUGUCAACUUUAUUACAUUUAUGGCAUUUUAGAUGGCUCUCUUCACUGAUUAUUGGUAUAUGAGGAAGUUUCAAGUCUUAAAUUUAAAAUGUUUUCUUGUGAUUGUGAAAAAUCAAGUUGAAUUGGGUCACUGUCAUCCUGUUGAAAAUGUUGUGCUUGGUUGUCCUCUAGUUAAGACAUUUCUUUAUAUUUAACUAAGAUGUGUAUUUUUUU
Messenger RNA from Macrobrachium nipponense, 6373 nucleotides. RefSeq lists its product as uncharacterized. The record is from RefSeq and is a predicted model, not a curated record. Gene Ontology annotation, biological process: ubiquinone biosynthetic process. NCBI's taxonomy places the organism in Eukaryota, Metazoa, Arthropoda, Malacostraca, Decapoda, Palaemonidae.